UUUUUGUUUAUUUAUUUUUUAUAAAAACUUUAGCCUUAUUGAAGUGUGCAAUUGACUAAAAUGGAUCCAGUUUCGGUUUAUCGCCUUAUCUGCCAAAAUAUAUAAUUGGAUACAAUUUGGAUAACUAUAACCUUUGUUAUCAAAUGAAGGCAUUUAGUUUAAAGUAAGAGCAUAUUUAAUAAUUAUAACUCCACAACAGCCAUCUUACUAUUAUAAUAUUAACUAUAGCAGUCCUAUCGAAAAGUGAUUGCAAAUACCGGGUACCGGUAACCGUGCUUUUGCACCGCCCUUCAGAACGAUUUACGUUAACCAAAAUCGAAUCCCCUAAAUAUUCGAUUUCGUUUCCCAUAUAACACUUACCCUUACAACUUCGUAAAACGAUUUUGAUUUUGGGAUUCUAAAAGUUGCAGAAACGAGACAAAAUGUCGUCUGAAAUGGAAGAGUACAAAAGUCGUAAAAGAAUAUUCGUCCGCAUAUUUACAAACCCCAAACCAACAAAGGGGACUUCUCCCUAUUUUAAGUUGCACGAAGGCGAUUUUGACAUAGAUGCUGUCCGAAUAAGGAAUCUGUUUGUGGAAAGGUAUGAGUUGGCCGAAAAAGAUGUCGAUAUACUCCCAAACCGUAAAGUACUAGAGGUGUUGACUAAAUUGGAAGAAUGGGGCAAAGCUGGAGGUUCUGCAGAAUGGUACGAUUACUUCUUUUUCUUUUUUCUGGGAUAUGCGCAAAACGGAGAAGACCCAAACACUUUGCAGUUUUAUAAUGACUCUUUGUCACUGGAGGCAAUUUUUAACGCCAUAAAAUCGUUAAAACCAUUUGCAGGAAAGCCAAAGAUGUUUGUCAUUCAAUCGGACAACUUGAAUCUAAUCCCAACAGCACACUUGGCUAAAGGCUCAGAAGACAGGAAGGUUGGUACGAGAAAAAUUCCACAGGACGCGGAUAGACUAAUUAUACAUUCAGAUAUUCCUCAGCUGUUUGCGAACACAUCACAAGAUGAAUAUAUAGAACAGCUUCAUAAGGUUGAGGAACACCACCCAAAGGCCGGUAAGUCAACCAAACUUCCAGAUGAGACGAAUAAAAACUGUUCUUUCUUGAUUCAAGCAUUUAUCCGCGUGAUGGUGGAUGGAAAAUACGCAGACGACGACCUCCUUACGCGCACCUGUCACAUUAACGCGCUUAUUGAUACCAUGGUUACGAACAUCUGCUUUCACUACGGGGAGGAUAAGAAAGUCAAGAAGAAGCUAACGCUACCAUUGACCACGUCCACGCUGACCAGAAAGGUCAAACUGUAGAGGAAUGAAUAGAAUGGCACCUUGUUGGCAACAUAUUUACUUCGACUAAAACCGUGAAAUCAAGACUAAUUGAGGAUUGGCGAUAACAUUGAUUUCAUUGUUAUAAAUGUAGUGUAAAUUAUCUACUCUUCCAAUUACAUAUACAGGAUCUCAAAUGGGUGUUUAUCGAAUGUAUUUAACGAGUUCAUUUUAAAAAGAUAGAAACGAGACUCUGCCAAUAAUACAUAUUUUAAUCCUUUUAAGUCAACAGCCUUUAUUUUUUAUCGAAUUAAUAAAACAUGUUGAUUUUAAAACGAUACUCUGCCAAUAAAACAUAUUUUAAUCCUUUGAACCAAAUUAAUAUUAAUAGAAAUGUCAUAACUGGAUGACGUCUUCAGUCAUAACGCAAGUGUGUACAUGUCAUUUUGCGAUUGCAGUUUAGUAUGUAGCUGAUGGAUUACCACGGAUUUCUGUCAUUUUGAUGGAUGUGGAAAUGGAUAUAUUACCUCCGUAAAUUUGACUACCAAAAGUAUUGUAAAAUCCUCUAGUGUCAGUGAGAUUUGAUGUGAAAUCAAUGAUUGUGUGAACUGAGCAUUGCUGGCGAACUGCAU
This is a messenger RNA of Mya arenaria, 1879 nucleotides long. RefSeq lists its product as uncharacterized. The transcript has 2 exons. Bases 423 to 1289 code for a protein of 288 amino acids. The record is from RefSeq and is a predicted model, not a curated record. Gene Ontology annotation, molecular function: cysteine-type endopeptidase activity. Gene Ontology annotation, biological process: proteolysis. Lineage: Eukaryota; Metazoa; Mollusca; Bivalvia; Myida; Myidae.